Meloidogyne enterolobii is the source of this 930-nucleotide messenger RNA. The record is from the annotation of a GenBank genome assembly. Lineage: Eukaryota; Metazoa; Nematoda; Chromadorea; Rhabditida; Meloidogynidae.
AUGAAAUUCUCUCUAUUCAAAAUUAUUUUUAAUAAAAUUUUUCUUCAGGUUUUAUUAGAAUACAAUGUGAAUAACGAUAAAGAAAAUAAAGAAAAUUCCAAUAUUCCUCCAACCUCUCCAAUAAAAGGAAUUUUAAAAGAAAGACAAAGUAAUGAAAAAACAUUAGAACAACAACAACAACCCCAAUCAAAAACCGAAUGGCGCCGUUAUAUCUGCAGAUUUUCAAUUUCUGAUUUUUCAAUGUUAGAUAGAAUAGAAGCACCAAAAUGGUUAAGAGAAAGGGUUAUUUGGAGUUGUAAAAUGUGUUCCUUUAAUAAAUUUAUUUAUUUGGCUGCAAAUACACCAAAUCAGGGAUUUUUGUUCGAAUUAAAUUGUGAAAAUGGAAAGUGGAUUGAAUGUAGAGGAACGAGAAUAAAUAGUCAAUUUGCUGAUGUUAAUUACUUUGCUAGUGUUGGUCCAGUAACCGAAUUAUUAUUAGUGGAGACUAAUCGUUGUUAUGUCCAAUUAAUAUCUAUUUACAAUUCAACAGUUGUAAAUGCCCGAAUUCUUGGAAUCUGUGAAAGACCCGGGGCUUUAUGUGUUGACAAUUAUGGAAAUGUUUUAAUUUUUGAUAGAUCUUCAUCUUCUGUUGGUUUAUAUUCUAGGGCAUUUUUAGAAAAAAUUGGAGAUUUGGCUUUUGUUGAAAGAGCAAAUUGUCAGUUAAGUGCUAGAGACGGAAUAAUUGCUAUUUUGUGUAAGACAACAAAGGAAUUAAGAUUACACAAAUAUUUGGAUAAAUUAAAUUUAAUAAAUAAACAAUUAUUUGGAGAAAAUUAUUUUUGUGGUGAUGAAGGGAAGAAAAAGAAAAAUGGUAAAGGAAGAAUUGAAGAGAUUGGAGAAGAAGAAGAGGAUGAAAUUAUUAGAGAACCAAUACCUUUAAUGAGAGCAUAA